Messenger RNA from Diplodia corticola, 1602 nucleotides. Its product is annotated as sugar transporter. The coding region runs from base 1 to 1602 and encodes 533 amino acids. Gene Ontology annotation, molecular function: carbohydrate:proton symporter activity. NCBI's taxonomy places the organism in Eukaryota, Fungi, Ascomycota, Dothideomycetes, Botryosphaeriales, Botryosphaeriaceae. Gene Ontology annotation, biological process: carbohydrate transport; transmembrane transport. The transcript has 4 exons. The record is from RefSeq and is a predicted model, not a curated record. Gene Ontology annotation, cellular component: membrane.
AUGUACCAGAUCGGAAACAUCUACUUCAUCACGGCCAUCGCCGUCAUCGGCGGUGGCCUGUUCGGCUUCGAUAUCUCGUCCAUGUCGGCCAUCAUCUCGACCCAACAGUACCUGUGCUACUUCAACCAGGGCGGCAUGACGGGCGAGAACAAGUGCGCCGGCCCCAACUCGGACGUCCAGGGCGGCAUCACCGCCGCCAUGCCCGGCGGUUCGUAUGUCGGCGCCAUUGCUUCCGGCUUCCUUUCCGACAACCUGGGCCGCAAGAAGGCCAUCAUGAUCGGCUGCUGCUUCUGGAUCAUUGGCUGCAUCAUCAUGGCCGCCGCCCAGAACAUCGGCAUGCUCGUUGCCAGCCGCUUCAUCAACGGCCUCUGCGUCGGAAUCUGCUCCGCCCAGGUCCCCGUCUACGUCUCCGAGCUGGCUCCCCCCACCAAGCGCGGCGCCGUCGUCGGCGCCCAACAGUGGGCCAUCACCUGGGGCAUCUUGAUCAUGUUCUACAUCUCCUACGGCACCUCCUUCAUCAACGGCACCGCCGCCUUCCGCAUUCCCUGGGGCCUGCAGGCCAUCCCCGCCGUCCUGCUCCUGUUCGGCAUGCUCUUCCUGCCCGAGUCGCCGCGUUGGCUCGCCCGCAAGGACCGCUGGGAGGAAUGCGAGAGCGUGCUCACCCUCGUCCACGGCAAGGGCGACCGCGGCAGCCGCUUCGUCCAGACCGAGUUCGCUGAGAUCAAGGCCAUCGUCGAGUUCGAGCGCCAGAACGCCGAUGUCACCUACCUCGAGCUGCUCAAGCCCAACAUGAUCAACCGCACCCACAUCGCCAUCAUGACCCAGGUCUGGUCCCAGCUGACGGGCAUGAACGUCAUGAUGUACUACAUCUCGUAUGUUUUCACCAUGGCUGGUCUCAGCGACACCCUGCUCGUUUCGUCGUCGAUUCAGUAUGUCAUCAACGUCGUCAUGACCAUCCCCGCCCUGCUGUACGUCGACCGCUGGGGCCGUCGCCCGACGCUCCUGAUCGGUGCCGCCCUCAUGAUGACCUGGCUCUUCGCCAACGCCGGCAUUCUCGCCACGUACGGCAAGUACGCCGGUCCCAACGGCGUCAAUGGCAUCAAGGAAGCCUCGUGGGAGGUCAGUGGAGCCGCUUCCAAGGGCAUCAUCGCCUGCUCCUACCUCUUCGUCGCCUCGUACGCACCGACCUGGGGUCCCGUUUCUUGGAUCUAUCCUCCCGAGAUCCUCCCGCUCCGCGUCCGUGGCAAGGGCGUCGCGCUCGCGACGUCGGCCAACUGGAUCUUCAACUUCGCGCUGGCCUACUUCGUGCCGCCGGCGUUCGUCAACAUCCAGUGGAGGGUCUACAUCGUGUUCGGCGUCUUCUGCAUCGCCAUGUUUAUCCACGUCUUCUUCAUGUUCCCCGAGACGGCGGGCAAGACGCUCGAGCAGGUCGAGGACAUCUUCACCGACUACCAGAACGGCAUCAAGUACAUUGGCAUCCCCGCGUGGAAGACGCACCAGCAGCUCGGCGGCGCCAAGGCGCUCGAGCGCGGCGACGUGGAGAAGGGCGGCCUGCAGGAGGAGCACAGCCCCGAGCGCGUGGAGGAGGCGGCGAAGGUUUGA